AUGCUGUUUAAGUCCUUGGGAUUGCUUCUCCUGCUGACUGGUCAGGCAUGGGGUCAGUCCUUUAGUAUUCCUGUUUACACCGUUGGAAGUAUUGUCUCGGCUCUAACUGGAGGUGGUGGCGGCGGAGGAGGAGGUGGUGGUGGUGGAGGCGGUGGUGGAGGAGGUGGUGGAGGAGGUGGUGCCUCAAGUAGUAGUGGCGAGCAAGCUGCGUACGCAGCGACCCUGAGUCAGUACUAUAACAGCCAACUGCAGCAGUACCACCAAGCUCAGGCUGCUUACAACGCGUAUUUAUUUAGCCUCUAUGCGGCCGCGUCCGCGGCUGCAGCUGCAGCUGCGGCUACGACCACUACAGUUGCUCCUGACACAACUACGACUGCAGCUACAACCACGACCACAGAAGCUCCAAGCACCUCUACUGCUGUGUCUACAACGGCAGCAUCUGGCGUUACCUCUACUGCCGUAGCCACAACGGCAGGGCCCGGUACCACCUCAACUGCCGUAACCUCCGAUCCCAAUACCACGACCACAUCAACGACCACGACCACUACCACAACCACGACUACGGAGGCUCCUUCAACCUCUACCGCUGUUGCGCCCGCGGACACGAACACCACUUCCACGGCGGUGGCGAAUGCCCGGAUUCAAACAACUCCUCUGCCCUACCACUAUGCGCCCAGCUUACUGAUCAGUCCCUACGAUAUGCACCGGAUCAGUUCCAACCCUAUUUACGUCCGAAACUCAGCUGCAUCUUCAGCUCAGUCCUCGCCUGUAUAUAUUCCGUACGAAAACAUUUACCGUGGCGGACAGGCAGCUCCUUACUUCGUAUACGGAAAGAAAUAG
This is a messenger RNA of Drosophila biarmipes, 840 nucleotides long. RefSeq lists its product as uncharacterized. The record is from RefSeq and is a predicted model, not a curated record. Bases 1 to 840 code for a protein of 279 amino acids. NCBI's taxonomy places the organism in Eukaryota, Metazoa, Arthropoda, Insecta, Diptera, Drosophilidae. The transcript is spliced from 2 exons.